UCCAUUUAUCAUCAGCAUUUUUCGUUCACAAAAUGCAUGUGAUAGGUAUUGUAGUUCUGUUGGUGGCUUUAGGCCACACAACACAAGGAGUUCCUCCGAAACCUGCACCCAAAGCGCAAAAGUUUGACUGGUGGGAACGUGGCAACUUUUAUCAGAUUUAUCCACGAUCGUUUAAGGAUUCGGACGGUGAUGGAAUCGGUGAUCUGAAGGGCAUUACACAAACGAUCGACUAUCUGAAAGCGAUCGGAAUCGAUGGUGUUUGGCUAUCGCCCAUCUUCAAAUCGCCGAUGAACGAUUUCGGCUACGACAUCUCGGACUUUUACGCCAUCCAGCAAGAGUACGGCACGAUGGAGGACUUUGAAGAGUUGGCCGCAAAGUGUGCUUCGAUUGGGUUGAAGCUCAUCCUAGACUUUGUGCCCAAUCAUUCGAGUGACGAGCAUGAACAUUUCCGCCUAUCGGAGGAGAGCGUAGAACCGUACAAGGACUACUACAUCUGGCAUUCGGGUAUAUUGGAUGGGAACGGUACGCGUCAUCCACCCUCCAACUGGAUCAGUGUGUUCCGCGGAAGCGCCUGGCAGUGGAGCGAAAAGCGCCAACAGUACUAUCUGCACCAGUUCCAGAAGAAACAGCCGGACUUGAAUUACCGCAAUCCGGCACUGGUGGAAGAGAUGAAGAAUGUGAUGCGCUUUUGGUUGAACAAAGGUAUCGCUGGCUUCCGUAUCGAUGCGCUACCGUAUCUGUACGAAAGUGAGGAAGUUGAUGGUCGCUACCGGGACGAACCACUGUCUGGGGAGGUUUCAAACGAUCCGGACAACCCCGCCUAUCUGACGCACACGGAAACUAAGGAUCAGCCGGAAACGUAUGAUAUGGUACACCAGUGGCGUGCGGUGGUAGAUGAGUAUACGGCCCGGGACAACUUUACCCGUAUCAUUCUGACCGAAGCGUAUACGGCGUUGGAGAAUACUACCCGGUUCUAUGGUACACCGGCAGCACCCGGUGCUCAGAUACCGUUCAACUUCCAGCUCAUUACGCAGCUGACCAUUAACAGUACGGGGCGUGACUUUGUCAACAGUGUCCAGAGUUGGCCCAGAGCAAUGCCUCGAGGAGCUAUCGCGAAUUGGGUGUUGGGUAAUCACGACAACAGUCGUAUAGCGACACGGCUCGGUGUACCGCGUGCCGAUCUGUACAACAUUGCUCUCCAGACGCUACCGGGCAUUGCGGUAACGUAUAACGGUGAGGAGAUCGCGAUGGUAGAUCAGUGGAUCUCGUGGGAGAAUACAAUCGAUCCGGCAGCGUGUAAUGCAGAUCCGGAAACGUACAUGCUGUACUCGCGCGACCCGGUACGUACUCCAUUCCAGUGGAACAAUGGUACGAAUGCGGGCUUCUCCAAUGCAUCGCACACCUGGCUUCCGGUGGCGGAUGGAUACAAGGAGUUGAAUGUGGCCGCCCAGUUGUCGGCACCGCGCAGCCAUCUGAAAACGUUCAUGCAGCUGACGAGCUACCGGAAACGACGACUGCUCGCGGAAGGUGACUUCAAUCUGCAGCUCGUCGGAUCGAACCUGGUGCUGUACAAGCGUGCCGUACCGCGGGUGGGCUACGUGGUGGUCGCUUUGAACUUUGGUUCGAAACCGGCCGAACUUCCGUUGGCGCAGGUAUUUCCGGGCACGGGUGAACGUUGGCUGAAGGUGAUCGCCAGUUCGCUACAGGUGAACAGCACGAGCGGAACGUGGAUUAAUGUGCGGUUGUUUAAGCUGCCGGCUAACUCGGGCAUUGUGCUGGAGCGCCUUACUGGUCGCAAUGAUGUAGUGGCUUAAGGGGUGAACAACAUUUAUGGUGAUGGGUAUCGGGUAGAAUAGAACAGUAGCUAGACGCAAAA
This is a messenger RNA of Anopheles funestus (African malaria mosquito), 1876 nucleotides long. Its product is annotated as probable maltase. NCBI's taxonomy places the organism in Eukaryota, Metazoa, Arthropoda, Insecta, Diptera, Culicidae. Gene Ontology annotation, biological process: carbohydrate metabolic process. The transcript is spliced from 2 exons. The coding region runs from base 33 to 1814 and encodes 593 amino acids. The record is from RefSeq and is a predicted model, not a curated record.